GCCCAAAACAUUAUAAUAAAUAUAAAGAGGUUUCGCAUAAAAAUAAUAACAUGCAUUAGGGUUUCUCAUUCAUCACAGUGCCGUCACAAGGAGAGUAGCGGUACUAGAUCGAAGAGAGCAGCCACCAUGGCCGUCGGAAAAAACAAGAGAAUUUCAAAGGGAAGGAAGGGAGGAAAGAAGAAAGCCGUUGAUCCUUUUGCUAAGAAGGAUUGGUAUGAUAUCAAGGCUCCUUCUGUUUUCCAAGUCAAAAAUGUUGGCAAAACCCUUGUCACUCGUACUCAGGGUACCAAGAUUGCUUCUGAUGGACUCAAACAUCGUGUGUUUGAAGUCUCAUUGGCUGAUCUUCAAGGAGAUGAGGACAAUGCAUUCAGGAAGAUUAGGUUGAGGGCUGAAGAUGUUCAGGGCAAAAAUCUGUUGACCAAUUUCUGGGGUAUGGAUUUUACCACUGACAAGCUUAGGUCAUUGGUGAGAAAAUGGCAAACUCUGAUUGAAGCUCAUGUUGAUGUUAAGACCACUGAUAGUUAUACUUUGAGAAUGUUCUGCAUUGGGUUUACUAAGAGACGCAGCAACCAGGUCAAGAGGACUUGCUAUGCUCAAUCCAGUCAGAUCAGACAGAUCCGCAGGAAGAUGAGGGAAAUCAUGAUCAACCAGGCCACAUCCUGUGAUCUGAAAGAGCUUGUGCGCAAGUUUAUCCCUGAGAUGAUUGGAAAAGAGAUUGAGAAGGCUACAUCUAGCAUCUACCCACUUCAGAAUGUUUUCAUUCGUAAAGUCAAGAUCUUGAAAGCUCCUAAGUUUGAUCUUGGUAAACUGAUGGAGGUUCAUGGUGAUUACUCUGAAGAUGUUGGUACUAAGGUAGAGAGACCUGCUGAAGAAGCAGUGGUUGAGGGAGCCACAGAAAUUGUUGGAGCUUAAUCUACUUCAUAAUGCAUUUUUGUUUGUUAGGUUGUUUCUCAUGCUAUUACCAAUAUUUAUUUUGAAGUUUUGUUGACUCUGAAGCUUUUCAUUGUAAUUUAAAUCCGGAUUUUUGGUAUGUCAUUUUUCAAGUGUUGGCACAAUUUUAGACCUUGUUAAGCAGCGCCCCAUAAUGAGAUCAUAGAUUGUCUUUUGAUUA
Trifolium pratense (red clover) is the source of this 1111-nucleotide messenger RNA. Its product is annotated as 40S ribosomal protein S3a. Gene Ontology annotation, molecular function: structural constituent of ribosome. Gene Ontology annotation, cellular component: ribosome; cytosol. The record is from RefSeq and is a predicted model, not a curated record. The coding region runs from base 127 to 912 and encodes 261 amino acids. NCBI's taxonomy places the organism in Eukaryota, Viridiplantae, Streptophyta, Magnoliopsida, Fabales, Fabaceae. Gene Ontology annotation, biological process: translation. The transcript has 6 exons.